This is a messenger RNA of Rhinopithecus roxellana (golden snub-nosed monkey), 3097 nucleotides long. RefSeq names its product FAM20B glycosaminoglycan xylosylkinase (gene FAM20B). Gene Ontology annotation, molecular function: phosphotransferase activity, alcohol group as acceptor. NCBI's taxonomy places the organism in Eukaryota, Metazoa, Chordata, Mammalia, Primates, Cercopithecidae. The record is from RefSeq and is a predicted model, not a curated record. Gene Ontology annotation, cellular component: Golgi apparatus. The transcript is spliced from 8 exons. Gene Ontology annotation, biological process: protein phosphorylation. The coding region runs from base 1868 to 3097 and encodes 409 amino acids.
UUAGUCCUGAAGGAUGUUCUGUAGAAAGUAAAAGCCUAUUAAGCUGACCCCUUUGUGCCAGAAUUGUAUUGCAUUUGUAGCUAGUUGCAUCUGGAGGUGCUGAGGAAAUGAUUGUCAAUACAACUAGAUUUCCAUAUUGCCUUUUAUCUCUGCAACCCGAGAAGUGUACUGUUGAACAAGUACUUGAAAAAGUUGUGUGGUUUAGGUUGCAUUAAAACUAGCAAAAAUCUCUGAAAUCUUCUCUGCUUGCACUGCUGUUAUCAGUAAUCACAGGGAACUAACUGUUUUACUGAGUUCCACACCAAACUUGAUACCAUCACAAUUACAUUUUAGAUGCACUUGAAUUGCCUUUGUUUCAGCUAAUAGUGUUGUGUACCCUGGGAGAUGAUGAUGAAACAAAACAGGUGGCGGGGGGAUAAUUGGAAUUUGAAAUUAACUCUCACUUUCUGCUUCCUUCAUGAAAUGAACAGAAAAGGAGUGGUUAAUCACUGAGAAUAAACUUCAUUCAGCUGGCUCACUGCAACGUGUUGCCUUUAGAAUACAUUGUUGCUCUGAUGGGCUGCUUUUGAUUAUGUUUCCAGCUGUUAUUAGGGGAGCAGUAUCAUGUUUAAGGGGGAGUGUCUCAGCCUGAAUCAUUUGCUCUAUUUUUUUGUAUUGGUUUUAUUUUUUGGAUUAAUGGUUUGAGUUGUUAAAUGAAUUGGAGAGUGAAGCAACAUCCUGUUAUCUUCUUGUCAUCUUUGUCUUACCUCAGUGCUGUGCUGUCUGUAGGCACAGAGCAGAGCAAGCCUGUCCAUGUUUUUAAAUGGCCUUAUGGAGGAGAAAGCAACCUCUCAGGAUGCAAAUGAGAUGGAAUUGUAUGUUCUUGACACCCUUGCAAAAAUCUUGUAUUUGGAGUCUUUUAACUUAAGAAUUGCCCAGAGUAUGGUCAGCCCCAUGCUAGAAGGAGCACUUCUUUAUGUCUGUGACAUGAAUAUCCUUGUUAUAUGCCUGACCAUUCCAGAUGUAGUAGUGUUGCUGUAGUACCAGGCUUUAUUCGUUUUCUGGUUGUAUUCUGCUAAUAGCUAGAUGGUAUGGGAAUAUUUUUUUCCCUUUACUUAAUGUACCCAGUUUUGAUUAUCAAUGGUUUGCAGGUAUUUUAAUUUUGAAAAAUAAUUGGUGAAGGACUAAGUAGAAAUAUGUGUCUGGGGUUGUAUUUAAAUAUAUGAGCAGCAGAUAUGACACGUCCAGGAUCGCUGAGUACUUGGACUCAGAGACAGCUAUUACUCUCCUCUGCACCCUCUGGCAUUUUUAGGAAUUGUUAUCUUACCAGAAUGAGAAUUGGAAAGUUACCAAAUACUGGUGGUUUGGGAUAUGCAAAAAUCCUUUAUGGAUUUUGAAAGUUAAAAAAAAUGAGAGUUAAACAAUUAUAUAUAGCUUGUUCUUUUGUUUUUGUUGUGUUUUUUUUCUCAUUGUUUUGGUUAUUAGGCAUGUGUAGCCAACCUCAUGGCUCCUAGAUGGCUUACAUUCCAAUUAAAAUAGAAAUAUUUGCUUUAAAAUUUUCAGUAUAUGUGGUUCUUGCUUAUUAGUGUCACGGGAUCCUUGGGGUGUCACUUUGCCAGUGAGAAACCUCUGUGGCCAUGGCCGUGGCGCCUUCUGCCUGAGUAGUGCUCGUGCCCACUGGGCUCGUUCUACCCACUCAGUCUUACAGGCUGUGCUCAGCUCGUACUACCAGCCUGGAUCCCAUACCUGCCAAGGGAACUGUGGAAGGUGCAUCAGUGAAGAAGUGGACCAAUGUGUAUAAUCAUGGAAUCUUCUUGCUAACCAUCACCAUCAGCUCUCUUUAAUAAGUGAGCAAGAGUGGGUCAGGGGAGAAGGAAAAGAGGUCAACAUGAAGCUAAAGCAGCGAGUCGUGCUGUUAGCAAUUCUCCUUGUCAUUUUUAUCUUCACCAAAGUUUUCCUGAUUGACAACUUAGAUACAUCAGCUGCCAACCGGGAGGACCAGAGGGCCUUUCACCGAAUGAUGACUGGCUUGCGGGUGGAGCUGGCACCCAAGCUGGACCAUACCUUGCAGUCUCCCUGGGAGAUUGCAGCCCAGUGGGUGGUUCCCCGGGAAGUGUAUCCUGAAGAGACACCAGAGCUGGGGGCAAUCAUGCAUGCCAUGGCCACCAAGAAAAUCAUUAAAGCUGAUGUGGGUUAUAAAGGGACACAGCUGAAAGCCUUACUGAUACUUGAAGGAGGACAGAAAGUUGUUUUCAAACCUAAGCGGUAUAGCCGAGACUAUGUGGUGGAAGGGGAACCAUAUGCUGGUUAUGAUAGACACAAUGCAGAGGUAGCAGCCUUUCACUUGGACAGGAUUCUGGGUUUCCGCCGAGCCCCCUUGGUGGUUGGCAGAUUUGUUAAUCUUCGGACAGAGAUUAAACCUGUUGCCACGGAGCAGCUGUUGAGCACCUUCCUAACUGUAGGAAACAAUACUUGUUUUUAUGGGAAGUGCUAUUACUGCCGAGAAACAGAACCAGCUUGUGCUGAUGGAGACACAAUGGAGGGAUCUGUCACACUUUGGCUUCCAGAUGUGUGGCCUCUGCAGAAACACCGUCACCCAUGGGGCAGGACUUACCGAGAAGGCAAAUUGGCCAGGUGGGAGUAUGAUGAGAGCUACUGUGAUGCUGUGAAGAAAACAUCCCCUUAUGACUCUGGCCCGCGCCUCUUGGACAUCAUUGACACAGCUGUCUUUGAUUACCUGAUUGGCAAUGCUGACCGCCAUCACUAUGAGAGCUUUCAAGAUGAUGAAGGCGCUAGUAUGCUCAUCCUUCUUGAUAAUGCCAAAAGCUUUGGGAACCCCUCGCUGGAUGAAAGAAGCAUUCUUGCCCCUCUCUAUCAGUGUUGCAUCAUUCGGGUUUCUACCUGGAACAGACUGAACUACCUAAAGAAUGGUGUGCUAAAGUCUGCCUUAAAAUCUGCCAUGGCCCAUGACCCCAUCUCCCCAGUGCUCUCUGAUCCUCAUCUGGACGCCGUGGAUCAGCGGCUCCUGAGUGUCCUGGCCACCGUGAAGCAGUGCACCGACCAGUUUGGGGUGGACACAGUACUGGUGGAAGACAGGAUGCCUCUCUCACACUUGUAA